Molecule: messenger RNA, 632 nt
Organism: Spinacia oleracea (spinach)
Lineage: Eukaryota; Viridiplantae; Streptophyta; Magnoliopsida; Caryophyllales; Amaranthaceae
Product: probable histone H2B.1
Exons: 1
Coding region: 92-502 (136 amino acids)
Cellular component (GO): nucleosome
Molecular function (GO): structural constituent of chromatin; DNA binding; protein heterodimerization activity
Source: RefSeq, a predicted model, not a curated record
AAUCACACUGCCUCUAGUCUCUAUUCCGAACCUAUCUCCCGCAAUUUCUCUCUCCUCUGUAAUUUCAAAACCUUCAAUUCAAUCUAUUUCAAUGGCCCCCAAAGCAGGCAAGAAGCCAGCAGAGAAGAUUCCAGCCGGUGCCGAGAAGAUGCCGAAAGCCGAGAAGAAGCUUCCGAAAGAAGCAACAGCAGCAGGCGGCGUUAAGAAGAAGAGAUCAAAGAAGAGUGUAGAAACCUACAAAAUCUACAUCUUCAAAGUUCUGAAACAAGUUCACCCCGAUAUCGGAGUCUCGAGUAAGGCGAUGAGUAUAAUGAACAGCUUCAUCAAUGACAUUUUUGAGAAGCUUGCUCAAGAAUCUGCUCGUCUUGCUCGAUACAACAAGAAGCCCACCAUCACUUCUCGUGAGAUUCAGACUGCUGUUAGGCUUGUUUUGCCUGGUGAAUUGGCUAAGCAUGCUGUGUCUGAGGGUACUAAGGCUGUUACUAAGUUUACUAGCUCUUAAAUUAGGGUUUUUAAUUAUUUGGGUUUUAGGUAUUUAGUCUUUUGAAUUAUUGCAAUUGAUGUUGGAUUUAUAUGGAAUUGGUGUAUAGUUUUGCUUUGACAUCAAUGAAAUUAUAACAUUUUGCUAUUAA